Oncorhynchus mykiss (rainbow trout) is the source of this 5867-nucleotide messenger RNA. It is a transcript of the gene tril, whose product is annotated as TLR4 interactor with leucine-rich repeats. The record is from RefSeq and is a predicted model, not a curated record. Gene Ontology annotation, molecular function: protein binding. Gene Ontology annotation, cellular component: plasma membrane. NCBI's taxonomy places the organism in Eukaryota, Metazoa, Chordata, Actinopteri, Salmoniformes, Salmonidae.
GAAGGAAGGCUUCCCGUCUGCUUUCUCUAUGCCAAGUAUAGAAUCCUGCCUCGCGACCCCCGGUGGUGCGGGGGCGUGCAGAAAACUUGGUCAAAGGGUUCGGUCACGUCUCUCUCUCUCUCUGCCUCGAAUACAACAAGAUAUAUGCGUACCUUUCUCCCACGCAUUUGAUUAGUUUCAGAGGACGCGUGUGUGUGUGACACAUGUGUGUGUUCAUGCGCGCGCUUGUGCGUAUUUGCGCGCGCAGCUCUGUAUCCUGUGCGCCAGGCGCUGUUCACAUCUGGUCUUGGCGGGGACGGGAGUUGCGGGGGAGGGGUUGAGCAUUUGUGUGUGUGAGUGUGUGUGUGUGCUCUGCGCCUGAACCCUGCGUUUUGUGCACGUCUGUAAUUUGCACCAGAUGACCAAUUGGGGGAUGGAGCAUUCUGGGGAGGUAAGCGUUCCUCACACGGCAUAACAUCGCAGCGCACAAAUUAACUUAGUAUAUGGACAACGCUGCAUAACCAUGGAUCCAGACACUUCUGCACACUAAACUUUGUGCAGAGAAACUUCCGCUCCCCAUUUUUUGGAGCAACAAGUGGAUAAUGGAUAUAUCAGACGCGAAAGGGAGAGUGGAGAGUCGGGGUAACUGCACUUAAACACAAAGGGGAAUGCUGCAUCAGAAGGUUGUUCCAACUGCCGUUUGGGAAUGGAUACCGGUAAUUUUGUGGCGGUCAUCUGCUUUGUCCUUUUUUCCUGUGAUGGGCUCCUCUCACCGUCACCCGCAAGCGGCUUCUGUCCGGAGCGCUGCGAUUGCCAGCACGCGCAGCACCUCCUCUGCACAAACCGAGGGCUUCGCGCGGUACCCAAGGUGCCCUCCUCGCGGGUCCCAGAGGACGUACUUGUCUUCAGCCUCGGGGGAAACUUCAUUGGUAACAUCACUGCCUUCGACUUCACUCGGUAUGGAAAUCUUAUACGGUUGAACUUACAGUAUAAUCAAAUACAGACCAUUCACCCUAAAGCGUUUGAAAAGCUCUCCAAAUUGGAGGAGCUGUAUUUGGGCAACAAUCUGAUAUCAACAAUACCUCCAGGAACGUUACAGUCAUUGAAAAAACUGACAACUUUGUAUGGCAAUAACAAUAACAUGAAGAAUAUCACUCCAGAGCUGUUUGGUAACUUAGAGAGCGUUGUGAGGCUGAGGUUGGAUGGGAACGCCAUAGAACUGUUACAGGACUCUGUGUUCAAGAGCUUGACCAAUCUGCAUUAUCUCCAUCUAGAAUCGAACCAGCUGAGCCACAUUCACAGAAAUGCCUUUUCCAAGCUCAUCAAACUGCGCUUUCUCAACCUGGCGCAGAACAAACAGGCGGCCGUGCGUAAUGUGUUUACGUUCUCCCAGCUCAGGUCACUGUCUACCUUGCUGCUCUCUGAAAAUGAAAUACAAUACGUCGGAAACCACGUUUUUCAAAAUCUGAAAAAGCUUUCUAAACUAUCCCUCAGCAAUAACAACAUAUCCCGGUUGGAGAGCGAGGCUUUGAAGGGGCUGUCAAGCGUGAGAGAGUUUCUGAUGGAUGGGAACGAGCUGGAAGAUAUUCCCGCGGGACUUCUUGACCCGCUGGAGCAAAUUGAGGAGCUGGACUUUAGUCGCAACCACAUUUCCACUGUGAACUCGAUGGCUUUUAAAAAACUAAAGCACCUGAGGGUUUUAAAACUCAAAGACAACCGACUCACGAGCCUCUCCGGUCACAUCUUCGCCCUCAACAGCCGCCUUUACGAUUUGGAUCUCCAUGGCAACAACUGGACGUGUGACUGCCGCCUGAGCGAGCUGAAACAGUGGAUGACGUCGGCGCACUCUCAAGGGAAGCUGCUGACUGUUUUCGUGCAGUGUCAUCACCCAGCGACACUGAACGGGAAGUAUCUGGAUUAUGUCAACAGCUCCCAGUUACAGACCCAAGAGAAUUGGAGCCACUUGUGUGAGACCCAAAUUGGGCCUGAGGAGAGCAGAGGUGGGGGGGUCCUGGAGAAGGAGGUGGAGGAGAGGAUGAUGAGAGAGGGGGAGGUGAGGAAGGAUGUAGAAGAGCAGAGGGGAAUUGGGAGUAGAGAAGGAGUGGAGAUGAAGGCAAUAGAGGAAGAGAACAGGGGUAGAGAGGAAGAGGAGAGAAAGGAGGGAGAACAGGAAGUAGGUAUCCAUCAGGAACAGGGAGGGCAAGAGGAGCGGGACAAAUCCCUGUCGUUGGACAGGAAAAGGAGGAAGAAAAUAUCCGCUAGCCCCAGGUCGCGACCUUCUGCUGGGAAGCGUGAGAAAGGGAGGCGGGGUUCCGUUCUGGGCCGUGGUAUUCCUCAAACACAAGCGCCUUUGCUCAUCAACCCCAUGGACCCAACCAUAACCGUGCCUCAGACACUUGACAGCCAAAAUAGCCAUGGAAACCGUCUCAGUGGACCAAUCACAGAGCUCCUCACCACCUCAGAGGAGCGGUUUGACCUUCUCAGAGGCGGUCAGGAGGAUGGUCUACCAGUAAUGACAGAUCCCUGUAUGUUCAACCGUCACUUUCUCACCAACGUGACCGUCGACCAGGUCGCCUCCAGCACGGCCACAGUCCACUGGACCACACGCCACCACCUCCGAUUCACACCGGGAUCCGGACCGGGACUAGACGAGGUCCACUACCGCUUGCUGUUCGACCGGUUCGGGACAUCUGGCCGUUUCCCUCGCUAUGUGUAUGCCCGUGGCGGGGCGCGGUCGGUGAUGUUACGAGAACUCCGCCCAGAAGUCACCUACAUGGUGUGUGUGGAGGGGGUGGUGGGAGGGGCCGUGUGUCAGGUGGCACCCAGGGACCACUGCGCUGGAUUGGUCACUCUCCCAGAGGAGUCUCGUCGCCAAGGGACACUGACUUCCGAUCUCCACCUAGUCACCAUUGCAACGCUGGCCAUCAACGCCAUCCUCCUGCUGGUGAUUGGUGGAGCCUGGCUAGGGCAGACUUUGAUGCGGAAGCUGAAAAGGAGGAAGUCGGCGGUGCAUGUGCGUCACAUGUACUCCACGCGGCGACCGUUCCGCGGCUCUAUGGCAACGACGGCGGCUGUGUCGACUGACUUUACCAGUUUCCAGAGCAGCCGGCAACCACGGCUCGGAACCCUGGAGGAAGGGGGAGACCUCAUUGAGUUCUCCUGCGACCGUUUCCUUGACAACAGCCCCACCCGUAGAGACAACAGCAACAUGCAGAGGUUUUGUGAUUAGUAGAACCCUAGAGACAUACACUCUUAGAAAAAACAGUGCUACCUAGAACAAAAAAGGGUUGUCCCGUGGAGACAGCCAAAGAACCCCUUUGGAACUCGUUUUCUAAGAGUGUAGAACAUGAAAAACAAUUGCUCUGUGUGACCAAUAUAUACUAUUCAUGUUAUUGUGAGCCAUUAGACAAUCCAAAAGUAGAACCCUUAUCUAGAACAUGAGAACACCAAGAUACCAUUACAAGGAAGGAACAUCCUCAGGAGGAUGUCUGAGGUGCUGCAGAGACAGAAACAGAACUGGACUGGAUUUGAACCUGCACUGUAGGGCACUUCACCACAAUAGCAGGACCACAGCCAGGGUGUUAUGACCACACACACACACACACACACACACACACACACACACACACACACACACACACACACACACACACACACACACACACACACACUCUUCCCAGCACACCAUCUUAUGCUGUAAACAAGUCCCUGCGCCAAGAUGCAAUUGGAUGCAUCUUGGUGCAGAGAAAUCCCUCUCAUAAUAAAGCCAUAAUAACAUUUGUCAUGUGACAUAGGCUACAGUUGUGCAGAGACGUUUUUAGGAUUUCCACAUCUGUUAGCAGGUCUCAAUCAUUUUUUUGCCUUUUACGAAACUCAUUUCAUGCAAUUCUACGUCAUUUACAUGAUAAAAGACAUUAGCUGAAUAUUUGUUAAUACCACACAAAUGACCUAAAUUAGUGGCUACUCUAACACUGUCAAACUGAGAUCAAUCUGGUCUUGAAUUCAAACAAACAACAGCCCCGACCAAUGAAGCAACACACACAUUGUACAAUAUUAGGAGACAAUAUAUAUGUAUAUAUGUAUAUAUUAUAGGCUACAGUAGGCUACUAAAUGACAUGUCCAGUGCCACACUGACUCACCUAAUGAUGAAGAUGUAGCCAUAAGAUACUACUCAUGGUGAUGGCCGAUGCUCUCCUCUUGGCAACAGCUUAUCUCAAGAUGAGCUACUUUGAAAAACAUUGCUGCUGUUGCUGGGAGUUGUUCUAUUGGUUCUACAGAUAGACUAGUCUUCUCUUUUCAGUGGUAUGCAUUUGCUUUCCAAACUUGACAUUUUUCCUGCAAUUGUCUUUUGAAAUUUGCAAAAGUCAAACAGACAGCUACAACCAACCAUAGUAAUACAAUCCAUAGAAAUGUACAUUCAAAUCAGGACUUGCAGCCAUUGCUAGUGUACCCAUCAGUUGAAUAGUCCAAUUGCCAGGGUAAGAGGUCCCAAAACUCUGUGGAUUAUUUGUCUAUGGCCACAAACGCAACAAGUAGUAUAUUUGCGCGCGCAUGCUGGCCAAAUCGCGGCCUUCCCAACUGUAGGCAACCAGUAACUGCCAAAAUAAAGGAAACACUUGAGUAAAUGAGGGCUACAAAUAAUAUGUCAUGCUGUGGGUGCAUUUUCCUGGCAUGGUUUAGGUCCACUUAUAGACUCUAUGCCAAUGAGCAUUGAAGCUGUUCUGGCAGCUCAUGGUGGCCAAACACCCUUUUAAGACACUUGGCUAAAAUAAUAAUAAACAAAUAAUAGCAAAACAAUUAAUAUUAUUAUAUACAUUUAAAUGAUUGCCUCUUGGGCGCCCUAAUUGGCCAGUCACAUGUAUUUAUUAUGCAGUUACCAAUCAAGGCAGGGCCCCCCAGUUAUCCACAUGUGCCCCCCUACCUAUUCCUCUCCCCCAUCUGACGAUUAUCAGAGCAGCAUCAGGCUGUCUACUCUCCUUGAGAGCCGGCUCCUGAAUCGUCCUGUGUUUUAUUUUUUAAAUUUUUUUAUUGAACCUUUAUUUAACUGGUUGGCGGUCGCAGUAAAAAUGAUAUAUAUUUGACGUAUAUAGCAUAUACUGUAUAUAUAAUAUAUGCAGUAUAUCAUUAUUUUAUUUUGCAUUUCUUUUUUUGCUGCCUUUUGGGCCCCCCACGGCCCUGGGCCAAGGAGCUUCAACCCCGGUAAUCCCCUGCAUUAAUCUGGCCCUGGUAUGCAGCCCUGGUUAUGACCCCAGCACAGCCACAGUUAGGGCUGUGUUAUGACCACAGCAGAACCACAGUUAGGGUGGUGUUAUGACCACAGCAGAACCACAGUUAGGGUGGUGUUAUGACCAUAGCAAAACCACAGUUAGGGUGGUGUUAUGACCACAGCAGAAACACAGUUAGGGUGGUGUUAUGACCACAGCAGAACCACAGUUAGGGUGGUGUUAUGACCAGGGUUGUGUUUGUGGGCGACCAAACAGCUGAGCUCAUCAGUGCUGAUCCAGACUCUACAGGAAGUCAAUCCCACUGACUUCCUCGACUUCCUCUAAGCCUCAUGCAUUUCCUCUCCAAUUUCCUUGCACCUGUGUGUGUGUGUGUGUGUGUGUGUGUGUGUGUGUGUGUGUGUGUGUGUGUGUGUGUGUGUGUGUGUGUGUGUGUGUGUGUGUGUGGUGUGUGUGUGUGUGUGUGUGUGUGUGUGUGUGUGAGAGAGAGAGAGAGACAGAGAGAGAGAGAGAGAGAGAGAGAAAGAGGGAGAGAGAGAAAGAGAGAGAGAGAGAGAGAGAGAGAAAGAGAAUAUUACCUGAUUUCAUCUGGUGCUAAUAUUAGAGUAUUAGACAUUCAUUUUUGUACAAUUGUGUAUAAAAUAUCAUUUCUAAUGUGCCUGAAAA